Salvia splendens (bonfire salvia) is the source of this 975-nucleotide messenger RNA. Its product is annotated as peroxidase 3. Lineage: Eukaryota; Viridiplantae; Streptophyta; Magnoliopsida; Lamiales; Lamiaceae. Gene Ontology annotation, biological process: hydrogen peroxide catabolic process; response to oxidative stress. The transcript is spliced from 4 exons. The coding region runs from base 1 to 975 and encodes 324 amino acids. Gene Ontology annotation, molecular function: heme binding; peroxidase activity. The record is from RefSeq and is a predicted model, not a curated record.
AUGGAAAAUUUUAAAUUUUCAUACACCUUAUUCUUGUUUUGCUUUCUAACAUUUGAAUUAUGUAAUCGUGGAGAGUUAAGGAAGAACUUUUAUCGUACGAGCUGUCCACAUGCCGAGCAAAUCGUGCAAAACAUAACUUGGAAAAAUGCAGCAAGCAAUGCUGCAUUGCCUGCUAAGUUACUUCGGAUGCAUUUCCAUGACUGCUUUGUUAGGGGUUGUGAUGACUCGAUUUUGAUAGACUCGACUACGAAUAACACAGCAGAGAAAGAUGCGGUUCCAAAUAGGUCGUUGGCGGGAUUUGAAGUCAUCGACGAGAUCAAGACUCAGCUCGAGCAGACUUGCCCCGGUAAGGUAUCGUGCGCUGAUAUUGUCGCCCUAGCGGCCCGAGAUUCUGUUUCAUUUCAAUUGGAUAUGUCGAUGUGGGAAGUGCUAACUGGCAGACGUGACGGAAUCGUGUCCCGUGAUUCGGAGGCUGUGGCAGAAAUCCCUUCACCCUUCUCCAACUUCACUACCCUCAAGCAAUCUUUUGCCAGUAAAAACCUCACGGUAAAAGAUCUCGUUGUACUCUCAGGUGCACACACGAUUGGCAUGGGACACUGCAACUUGUUCAGCAAUAGGCUGUACAAUUUCACCGGAAAGGGCGACGCAGAUCCGUCGUUGGACGCUGCUUACGCUGCUACUCUGCGAUCGCAAUGCCGGAGUUUAUCAGAUAACACGACGACGGUGGAAAUGGAUCCGGGCAGCUCGUUGGUGUUUGACAACCGUUAUUUUUGGACGCUGUUACAAGGGCAGGGGCUUUUUCAGUCGGAUGCAGCGCUUCUGACCAACAAUAUUGCAAAUGGGAUUGCGAAUGAGAUGUUGAUUUUCGGAAAAUUCUUAACGGAGUUUAGCCAAUCUAUGAAGAGGAUGGCUACUCUGGGGGUUCUUACUGGGAAAGCAGGAGAAAUUAGGAAGAAAUGCAGUGUUGUGAAUUGA